AAAUAUUAAUAAACUAUUAUUAAUAAAAAAUAAUAAAAAUCGAACGCCAAGCGUACAGGUUUCACAACAAGAGCGGGAUUAUUUUCUUCUGUGAAUUUGUAUACGUGUGUGUUUUGUGUGUGUGUGUGUGUGUGCGAGUGUAAACAGAAGUGACGUUUGCAGCUAUAAAAAAAGGCAAAAGAAAAUAGAAAAAAGUUGAAGUUUGUUUCGCCUUCACUCCCCUCUUCCCAUUUCUCGUUUAGUCUGUGUCCAAAUUUUUUGUGUCAAAAUUGGCAAAUGCUUUUUGGCCAAAAACAAUAAGCAGCCAGCCAACACACCCAAAAAAGAAUUUCAUGCAUUUCCAAUAAGAAUUGAAGUUAAUUUGUUGCUGCUGCUGCCGCUGCUGCAGCAGCAAAAGAGCGGCGAAGCACAGGCAGACGCAGCGUGUUGCAUUAAUUAAGAAAAUGAACAUCUAAGACGCAGUGUUAUGCUGAGGCAGCAACAUCAAAAUUUGCGGCAUUCAGGCAUGUGGCGGUGUUAAGACCAAUUAGCAAAAUUAAAACCAAGACCAACAACUCAAACACACAUUCCAAUAUCAGCGAGUACAACAACAACAACAAUAGACACUAGCGAAUAAAUUGGUGUACAAGAGAGAGACAAAGAGACAAACAACGAGAACGCCGUCGAGACAGAGGAGAGUGUGUGAAAAAGAUUAUUGCCAGGUGAGAUCGUUUGUCAGCAAUGACACUGAUCACAACUGCCUCAACACCGGAGAGUAACACGAAAAUGGAAGUUAAGGGCGUUCCAGGUGAAGAGAAUCUGCCCACUUCUGAAAUGGAUCUACUAGCUAAACUGGAGGCGGCCAAUAAGCUCAUUGAGAGCGAUGCCAAGAGUCUGAAUUCGUUACAUUCAACGCACAGUCGCAAGAAUUCCGAUACGAGUCAAAUAAGUUUGACAUCGAGUGGCAACUCUGUUGCCGAGGAGGACAUCUGGACCCAAUGGGCCACCAUAUUAAAUGACUGGGAAGGCGCUCUAAAGCGUAAAAAUCCCUGCGUUCGCGAACUCGUACGACGCGGCAUUCCCCAUCAUUUUCGUGCAAUCGUCUGGCAACAAUUGAGUGCGGCCGCCGAUGCCGAUAAGAAGCAAUAUGCCGAAUAUAUCAAAGCCACAUCGGCCUGCGAGAAGGUGAUAAGGCGUGACAUCGCUCGCACUUAUCCCGAGGUUGAUUUCUUCAAGGAGAAGGACGGACCUGGUCAGGAAGCUCUCUUCAAUGUGAUCAAAGCGUAUUCGCUCCAUGAUCGCGAAGUGGGCUAUUGUCAGGGCUCGGGUUUCAUUGUGGGUUUACUACUCAUGCAGAUGCCCGAGGAGGAGGCAUUCGCCGUGCUGGUUCAGAUUAUGCAGCAACAUCGUAUGCGUCACAUGUUCAAGCCGUCGAUGUCCGAGCUGGGGCUGUGCAUGUAUCAGCUGGAGAAUUUGGUGCAAGAGCAAAUACCCGAUAUGCAUAUACAUUUCCAGCAGCAGGGCUUCCAGACGACCAUGUACGCUUCCAGCUGGUUCCUAACCCUCUAUACGACCACAUUAAAUGUGAAUCUUAGUUGCCGAAUCAUGGAUGUCUUUCUCAGCGAGGGCAUGGAGUUCAUUUUCAAAGUGGCAUUGGCAUUGCUACUCACUGGCAAGGAAACUCUGCUUUGCCUCGAUAUGGAGGCCAUGCUCAAAUUCUUCCAGAAAGAGCUACCCGGCCGGGUUGAGGCCGAUCCAGAGGGCUUCUUUAAUCUAUCCUAUUCCCUCAAGAUCAAUACGAAGCGCAUGAAGAAAAUGGAGAAAGAGUAUCAAGACUUACGCAAAAAGGAGCAAGAGGAAAUGGUCGAAUUGCGGCGAUUACGUCGCGAGAAUUGCCUUCUAAAGCAACGCAAUGAGCUGCUCGAAGCGGAAAGUGCAGAGCUGGCCGAUCGUCUGGUACGUGGCCAAGUAUCCCGAGCUGAGGAGGAAGAAACUAGCUAUGCCAUUCAAACUGAACUAAUGCAAUUGCGGCGCUCUUAUUUGGAAGUAUCACAUCAAUUGGAGAACGCCAAUGAGGAGGUUCGUGGCCUGAGCUUGCGUCUGCAGGAGAAUAACGUUUCCAUUGACAGCAAUAACUCUCGCCAAUCGUCAAUCGAUGAGCUGUGCAUGAAAGAGGAGGCCUUAAAGCAACGAGAUGAGAUGGUCUCUUGCCUGCUGGAGGAGUUGGUCAAGGUGCGUCAAUCGCUUGCCGAAAGCGAGGAUCAGAUACGAAAUCUAAAGUCGAAAAUCGAAGAGCUUGAGGAGGAUAAGAAGACAUUGCGUGAAACUACCCCAGAUAAUUCGGUGGCCCAUCUGCAAGAUGAGCUGAUUGCAAGUAAAUUGCGUGAAGCCGAAGCCUCCCUUUCCCUAAAGGAUCUCAAGCAGCGGGUGCAAGAGCUGAGUACUCAAUGGCAGCGGCAGUUGGCCGAGAAUCAGCGUAACGAGAACGAACGUAGCACAGCGGCUGUUGAUUCGACGCCCAAAAAACUGUUGACCAACUUCUUUGAUAGCUCGAAAUCGAAUGAGCAUACCCAGAAACUGGAGGAGGAACUCAUGACGACACGAAUUCGAGAAAUGGAGACGCUAACCGAACUCAAGGAGUUGCGACUCAAGGUGAUGGAGCUAGAGACCCAAGUGCAGGUCUCAACAAAUCAAUUGAGGCGACAAGAUGAGGAGCACAAGAAACUGAAGGAGGAGCUCGAAAUGGCGGUGACUCGCGAAAAGGAGUUGGCCAACAAAGCUCGCGAACAGCAACACAGAUACUCGGAUCUGGAAUCUCGCAUGAAAGAUGAACUGAUGAAUGUGAAAAUUAAAUUCACCGAACAGAGUCAGACAGUCGCUGAACUGAAACAGGAAAUAUCGCGACUGGAGACAAAGAACUCGGAAAUGUUGGCCGAAGGCGAACUACGUGCCAAUUUGGAUGAUUCGGAUAAGGUACGUGACCUGCAGGACAGGCUGGCCGAUAUGAAGGCGGAGUUGACGGCACUAAAGAGUCGCGGUAGAUUUCCGGCCAACAAUUUGCGAAGUUCAUCGAUUCAAUCAAUCGAAUCGACCGAGAUUGAUUUCAGUGACCUCAAUAUGGUACGGCGUGGGAGUACGGAUCUUUCAACAUAACUACUAAUCAAUCUGCUCCCUACCCAAACCUAUGUCCGGCACCUCUAGGCGAAGGCGUAGGCGGGGCAGGCAGGCGGCAACAACAUCAACAACAACAACAAAACAGGCACAGCAAGUUCACACAGGUUUUACUUUUUCUAUAUUAUGUCAAAUCAAAAAUAUAUAUAAUUAUAUAUAUAUAUAUAUAUAUGAUACAAGUAUGUAAAGUAUGUAGCAAGUAUGCCUGUGAUCUAUAGGAAAAGUCGGCAGCGACAAAGCAGAUUAGAGGCAGGCAAUAUGUUUCGAUCUGAUCUGAACUAGUUUUGGAUGCUUUGGCGCACAGGAAAUAAUUUGAAAAGUUUACAUAUAUUUUUGUGUAUUAUAUUAUUUUAAUACAAUUUUACUUAAAUGUUUCCCAUUAUUUUAUUAUUAUUUAAGCUUAGUUUUUUUUUUUAUUACAUUUUUUUGUUUUAAUAUUAAGUUAAUGAAGAUUAAUUAGAAGAAAAGUGAAAGAAAAACAGAGAAGUCACACUCAUAUUUAUUUAUUA
This is a messenger RNA of Drosophila willistoni, 3659 nucleotides long. RefSeq names its product ecotropic viral integration site 5 ortholog (gene Evi5). Lineage: Eukaryota; Metazoa; Arthropoda; Insecta; Diptera; Drosophilidae. The transcript has 9 exons. The record is from RefSeq and is a predicted model, not a curated record. The coding region runs from base 721 to 3132 and encodes 803 amino acids.